Molecule: messenger RNA, 948 nt
Organism: Asparagus officinalis (garden asparagus)
Lineage: Eukaryota; Viridiplantae; Streptophyta; Magnoliopsida; Asparagales; Asparagaceae
Product: copper transporter 6-like
Exons: 1
Coding region: 271-726 (151 amino acids)
Biological process (GO): copper ion transmembrane transport; intracellular copper ion homeostasis
Cellular component (GO): plasma membrane
Molecular function (GO): copper ion transmembrane transporter activity
Source: RefSeq, a predicted model, not a curated record
AUUGUUUUCUGGGAUUAAAUUUACAAAUAGGUUGGUUUUAAAAAUUUGUCCUUCAGAGAUAUUAUUUCGGAAAAUCUUUAAAACUAUACAAAGAAAUCGUUGGCAUUUACCUAAGGCUCUCUCGGUCUUGACUACGUAUUUGCCAUCUAUGCGGUUUGUUUCCGAACUACAUGUCACGUUCAUCUAGCUCUCUUUUUCUCCCUGAUCUCACCGCCCCCUCCUCAAUUAUAUAAAGGCACGCACGACGACACAACCAAGGAGAAGAAAGGCAUGACGAUGAUGAUGUCAACGGAUCAUCACAUGAACAUGACCAUGGCGCCACCCCCAUCAUCCAUGCACAUGAAGAAGAUGAUGAUGCACAUGACCUUCUUCUGGGGACGCCGCGUGGACAUCCUCUUCUCCGGCUGGCCCGGGGACCGAGGCAUUGCCGCCUACCUCCUCGCCCUCCUCCUCGUCUUCGUUCUCUCCUUCCUCGUCGAGCUCCUCUCCUUCCUCCCCCUCCGCAGCCAUCAUCGACGGCUGUCCUCUGCCGUGAUGGUGACCGGCGUCACGGUCCUCAGGACCGGGUUUUCGUAUUUGGUUAUGCUUUCUGUCAUGUCGUUCAACGUCGGGGUUCUGCUCGUGGUGGUUGCGGGCCAUGCUAUCGGGUUCUUCGUGUUCGGCAGCGGGUUGUUCUUUCGCCGGUGGCCGAAGGAGGAGGAGAAUGGUGGAGGGCCUAAAUGUUGAGUGACUAUGCAUGUCUUGUUUCUAUGUGAAUAAAAUGCUUGUGGGGAAAGUACUCUGUUUUCGUGUUACCAAUGGAAGAAGCAUUCACAUGGAAACGAAUUGUUUAUCUUGUUUAUUAUGAUUUCAGGUCGGAUUGAGAGCAUGCAGUGAUGUUUGCAAGAACCACUAAAAUAAUUUAGAUGUAUAUGUGUUUCAGAGGGAUCCUAAUGCUCUCCAUACUUU